GUCCAAGGCGGUCCCACCAGUAUCACAGUUGGAUGGACUCCUUCUGUCAGUGCCAGUGGCUACAGGAUCCAGUACGACAGUAGUGGAGGCAGCAGUGGUAGUGAGACUGUCAGUGGUGGAGAUACCAACAGCUACACUCUGACUGGUCUUACCAAUGGAGACACCUACACCAUAUCCAUUGUAGCCACAUUACACUUCUCCAGUGACCCUGUUACUGCUCAAACUGCUGUACCUCUAGUUCCUGGGAAGCCAGCCAUCGUCAGUGGGCCAUCAACCGACGCCUCCAUCUCCCUCUCGUGGAGUGUUCCCGGUGGCUCGGUGGUGACCAGCUACCAGCUGGAGUGGUCCUAUGACAAGUGUUCCGAUGAUCCAGUAGAGAACAGAACUGCCAUCAGCACUAGCUCCACCAUGUACAAUCUCACCUUGUCAGAUCUGAGACCAGACACAAACUAUACCAUCUCUGUG
This is a messenger RNA of Geodia barretti, 465 nucleotides long. The record is from the annotation of a GenBank genome assembly. Lineage: Eukaryota; Metazoa; Porifera; Demospongiae; Tetractinellida; Geodiidae.